This is a messenger RNA of Terrapene triunguis (Three-toed box turtle), 2038 nucleotides long. It is a transcript of the gene DDO, whose product is annotated as D-aspartate oxidase. The transcript has 7 exons. Gene Ontology annotation, molecular function: D-amino-acid oxidase activity; FAD binding. The record is from RefSeq and is a predicted model, not a curated record. Bases 419 to 1444 code for a protein of 341 amino acids. Lineage: Eukaryota; Metazoa; Chordata; Testudines; Emydidae.
GUGAUGUUCAUAGGAGGAACACGGAUCAAAUCGGCUGCUGAACCAGGAUCCCUCAAUCUCAGGUUGACGACAUCAAACUGGUUGUUAGCCUCCACUGGUUGAAUCUUGUGUACCACUUCUAGUGACUUCACCCAUAAGGUUUCAGGUCCUAACAGUGCCGCUUGAUUGGCCAAGAGAUCAACCUGAUAGUUCAGAAGCAUGAUCUCUGCAGAGUUAUUUCUAUGGGCGUGCACCUUGAACAGCAUGUAGAGGGGCUGUGCCAGCUUGGAGUAUCCUUCCACAAAGUCCCUGAGAAGCCAGUCAGGCCCAGGAAUGACUGAAGCACUGAAAUACCUUGCAGUGCAGGCAGCUUGCUGAUUAGUUCCACCUUAGCUGCAUCAGGUCGUCUCCCUUGAACACCGAGCUCCAUACCCAGCAUAUGGCUAAACAAAAGAUUGCAGUUGUUGGUGCUGGGUUGAUUGGCCUCUCAACAGCAGUGUACAUUUCAGAAUCUAUCUCCAAGUGCUCUGUGACUGUAAUUUCGGACAAAUUUACUCCCAACACAACGAGCGAUGUAGCAGCUGGAAUGCUUAUUCCACACACUUAUCAAGGCAUACCAAUUCAUCAGCAGAAGCAGUGGUUUAGGGAGACCUUCGACUAUCUUUUUGAAAUCAAUAAUUCAUCGGAGGCUUCAGAUGCUGGCAUUAAUCUGGUGUCUGGCUGGCAGAUCUUUAAAACCAUUCCUGAUGAAGUGCUACCAUUCUGGUCUGAUGUUGUCCUCGGAUUUCGCUCAAUGACUGAAGAGGAGCUGAAGAAAUUUCCACAGCACAGAUUCGGUCAGGCUUUUACUACACUGAAAUGUGACUGCCCGUCCUAUCUGCUAUGGUUGGAGAAAAGGUUGAAAGGAAAUGGCAGCCAGGUGUAUGCUAGACGAAUCGAAGAUCUGUGGGAACUACAUAGCAAAUAUGACAUCGUUGUCAACUGUUCAGGCAUUGGAUCCAGAGAACUCAUGGGUGACUUGGAGAUAUACCCUGUCAGAGGUCAAGUACUCAAGGUCGAUGCUCCUUGGGUGAAUCACUUCAUCCGGGAUGGGGAUGGUUUAACCUACAUCUAUCCAGGAAUACACAAUGUAACAUUAGGUGGGACAAGGCAAAAGGACAACUGGAGCUUGUCCCCAGAUCCUAGAAGUAGCAAAGACAUAUUUGACAGAUGUUGUGCUCUUGAACCCUCACUUCAAAGAGCCCAGGACAUAAAGGUGAGGGUGGGUCUGAGGCCAUCCAGGUUAGCUGUGAGACUGCAGAAAGAGAUACUGGUCCAUGAUGGGAAAAAACUGCCCGUGGUCCACAACUAUGGACAUGGUUCAGGUGGCUUUUCAGUGCACAGGGGCACUGCUAAAGAGACUGCUCGACUGGUGGGAGAAUGCAUUGCUGCUCUGGAAGGCUCCUCUUUGAAGGCAAAGUUAUAAUCAUUGGGGCCUCCUUUUCAGUUAUUGGUAGGCUAUUAUAAAUCUACUAGUAAUACCUUUGGAAUGUUAUUCUAUAAGCAAUGGAAGAAACUGCGUGCAACAUUCUGAACAGUAGCCAAGUGCUUGUUUUGUGAAAAGUGUUUGCCCACAGAUGAUGGGGUGUUUUUGUCCUUUAUCAUUUUUCUAUUUGAGUUCAUUUGAGAGCAUAAUGAUUGUCUAGUUUCACCCACAUAGCUGUUGUUGGGGCAUUUGAUGCACUGGGUGAUGUACAAUACAUGUAAGACCCAAGGAUCUUGAAAGGUGUGCUGUGGGAGGUAUAGAUUCGAUAGAGACAGUAGUUUUAUGUCUGUUUACAACAAUGUGUAACCCUAAAAACCUCCUUUGUCCUAUGACUGUGGAAGUGUUAAUGGGCCGUUUCAUUUUGAAUGGUCCCUUGCAACAUGCAUUAACUCCUGUGCUUAACAAUCUGUUCUACCUUGCAUUUAGAUGUGACACUCUGAUUACCUUUUACAGACCUGAAUAAAACCUCUCUGUGUAGCUUGAAAACUUGUCUCUGUCUCUUCCACCAACAGAAGUUGGUCCAAUAAAAGAUAU